UUACACAGCUCUCCUGGCGAGUUAUUCUAAUAGGCUGGAGAUUACCUCUAGGGAACUUGCUAGAUCAAAAACAUCUACGAGGUUCCUUCUAUGCGCCUUCACUUCAUCUCAUUCGAAACUGAAUCUGCAUCACUUUGUCAUUAAUGUUGAGAAAACAGAGAUAACUCUUGAAAGUUCAAGCUUUAUUGCAGUCAUUUUCUUUGCUUUUUGACGUGAUAAACAUCCUCUAAGGAAAUCGAUUUUCUUAAACUUUCGAGAGCCCCCCUGAAGUUGCUGUCUCAAAACAUGUAGGGGGUACGCGCGCGUAUGAUUUCCCGCGCUUUUUAGAGCUAUUGUGUCUUUUUCCCGCCUUUUUUGCCCUACAGCCCUAAGUUAGCUUUUACCUUAUUUAGAAAUGACCUGCAGGUUAAAACAUUCUUCAAAGAAUCGAUUUAGGAAUGUCCAAUUCAACAAAAACACAAUAAAUAAUUAAUGCUAGAACUACUACAAAUCGAUAUGAGCAGAAUUUUGAGAUUUGCAGCGCAUGCUAUUGGUAAUAGCUCGCUCCAUUAUCAUACAAGCAGAUCACCACAAUCUGCUACAAACGACAGAUCCACUUUUAUCACAGAUUUAACCAAGCUACGCUACUUGUAUUUCGUGCUCCUUGUUUUGCAAGACGCAAAAGUUAUUUUUGAAGUUCUCUACAAAUACACAGCCAAAGAUUGCGUGCAAGCUUAUCCCGGUAUCCCGGGUAGAGGUGGCACGUCUCUAUCAGUCCCUCUCACGCGACAGCGUCAAGCAACGAACCGCACUAAGGUCACGCGAACUAAGGUGAGGCAAGGCCAUUUAAAAACAGCAGAGCAGAUUAAUAACGCUUCCUCGAUCAGACGCGCGCAUCACCCAUAACCACAAGCGGGUAGAUUAUAGCCGAUUGUACCUUAGCAUUGGAAUAGGUAAUAUUUUUAUUAAUGGUCAUAUUUGUGAUUGCCUUGAAAAUAUAAACACUUGAUUGUUUUUAUUUUAAUUUUUUGUUUGUUUGUUAAGCAAUAACAAAAGAUCGGCAACUCUUAAGAGGUGGCCAUCCUCCAAGAAGUCCCUCCAAGAGUCAUUUUCCAUAUACCAUUGAGAAAGAAUGAAAGAGCUUGCGUACUCAUUGCAUCUUAGCUUCAUAAUGCAAAUGCGCGUAGCAUUCACAAAGUCUUUUGAAGAGUAGACUGUAUUUGCAAUCUUAUGCUCUUAUAGUUUAUUUGGCACAGUACAUGCUAUUAGCUACGAAACAGUGUUUCGUGAUUUUUCUAUUUUCUCCAGAAUAAAGCGUCAUCACUCCCAUGGGGGAGGGAAAUAGA
Nematostella vectensis (starlet sea anemone) is the source of this 1325-nucleotide messenger RNA. RefSeq lists its product as uncharacterized. Lineage: Eukaryota; Metazoa; Cnidaria; Anthozoa; Actiniaria; Edwardsiidae. The record is from RefSeq and is a predicted model, not a curated record. Bases 472 to 885 code for a protein of 137 amino acids. The transcript has 3 exons.